AUGGAAACACAACAAACUGCCUCAUCAUCACGGACAAAAGGAGUGGCAUGCAGUUCCUGCUGGAUACGGGAGCAGAGGUGUCAGUGCUGCCUCGUAAGGUUUCCGGUGAGUGAGUCUCAGUACAAAUUAUAUGCUGCCAAUGGAUCACCGAUAAAGACUUAUGGAACAAGAGUGCUUACCAUUAACCUGGGAUUGAAGAGACUAUGCACUUGGGAGUUUUGCGUAGCUGAAGUGGAACGGCCAAUCAUCGGUGCAGAUUUCUUGAAGAAAAAUGGGCUGGUAGUGGAUCUCAGGAAUCGAUGUCUGACUGAAGAGGUCCUCAGAACCAAGAUACUGGGCAGCAUUCACAUGAGCAUUGGCAGCAUCACAACAGUUACACACGAAAGUGACUACCAUAAGCUACUGGAGAAAUUUCCUGAUAUAAAAACGCCACGCAGAACCGAUGUACAUGCGAAGCAUCAGGUAGUGCAUCAUAUAGAGACAAGAAGAACCCCAGUGGCGGAACACUCACGCAGAUUAGCACCCGAUAAACUUAAAAUAGCUAAAGCUGAGAUUGAUUUAAUGAUCGGGCAAGGGAUUUGCAGACCGUCAAAAAGUCGAUAUGCCAGCCCUCUCCACAUGGUCCAGAAGAAGAAUGGGGACUGA
Molecule: messenger RNA, 645 nt
Organism: Cephus cinctus (wheat stem sawfly)
Lineage: Eukaryota; Metazoa; Arthropoda; Insecta; Hymenoptera; Cephidae
Exons: 1
Coding region: 1-645 (214 amino acids)
Source: RefSeq, a predicted model, not a curated record